AUGCUCUCCGUUGUUGUGGCUUAUCAAAUUUGGGUGGACGUACGGAAGAUGCUGCCCCUUCCAUUUCUCAACGGCGUGAGUGGGCCCUGCCUGCCUAUGGCACUACCUGGCGAAGCACAUCUCCUAGGUUUCUUCGUCGCCCCUCUCCUUUUCGACACCAUCAUCACCGUCAUGACUCUCGUGAGGACCAUCAUGAUACGUCGGAGGAACGGACCUUCUGGUCAUUUGAUCCAAGUCUUUCUCAAAGAAGGCUUCAUGUACUUCGUCCUGAUCUCCAGUGCCAACCUGCUCAAUGGCAUGUUCUAUCUACAACGUAAUAGCGAGAUGUCAGCGAUCAUGAUCCCGUUGAGCAUCAUGCUCGGCCCACUGCUCGCUUGUCGUAUGGUGCGUACUGGCCUUACUGCUGUAGUCAUUGUGCUCAACUAUUCCCUGGGCCAUCAGAUCAUCGACUUGCGCAUACGUGCGCAUGACGGGUCUAUCAAUAUACCCAGAAUUUCCCGGCCGACCUCGGGAACAGCGUGCGCGCGAAGCGACCACGCCAGGCCCGUUGAAGAGCGCGAGUCCGCACCACGUUCGAACGUCAAGCGCUUACCGGAUGUGGAUCUUCCGUCCAUCGAGCUCAGCGACUUGUCGGUUGACGACCCGGAGCGCAAGUCGGAGUCAUCAGUCGUUGCGCAAGCAUACCAUUCAGUUCGUCUCCCUCUCGGACAAGCCUCUGCUGAGGACGUUCAAGGCGACGAGGAGACAGGAUACGCCGUUAUGUGA
Molecule: messenger RNA, 765 nt
Organism: Peniophora sp. CBMAI 1063
Lineage: Eukaryota; Fungi; Basidiomycota; Agaricomycetes; Russulales; Peniophoraceae
Source: the annotation of a GenBank genome assembly